Messenger RNA from Pollicipes pollicipes, 760 nucleotides. Its product is annotated as coatomer subunit epsilon-like. The record is from RefSeq and is a predicted model, not a curated record. Gene Ontology annotation, biological process: endoplasmic reticulum to Golgi vesicle-mediated transport; intra-Golgi vesicle-mediated transport; retrograde vesicle-mediated transport, Golgi to endoplasmic reticulum. Gene Ontology annotation, cellular component: COPI vesicle coat. Gene Ontology annotation, molecular function: protein binding; structural molecule activity. Lineage: Eukaryota; Metazoa; Arthropoda; Thecostraca; Pollicipedomorpha; Pollicipedidae.
AUGCGGGCAACAAUUUAUGCAAAUGAACAGAACCAUGAAGCAGCCCUGAUCCUGCACCAAGCAACAGACCUUGAGUGCUCAGCACUGACACUCCAGAUGUACCUUGCAAUGGACAGAGUUGAUCUUGCUCAGAAGGAACUGAAAGCAAUGCAGGAGAAGGAUGAUGAUUCAACAGUCACCCAGCUUGCCCAUGCAUGGUUCAACAUUGCUGUUGGAGGAAAGCUCCAGGAUGCAUUCUACAUCUUCCAGGAGCUUAUUGACAAGUCUGUUCCCACACCAUUGCUGCUCAAUGGUCAAGCUGCAUGCUUCUGGAUGUGCAAGUAUGAGGAGGCAGAGCCUGUAUUACAAAAUGCUCUGGAUAAGGAUAACGACAACCCAGAAACCCUGAUCAACCUGAUUGUCCUCUCGCAGCACACUGGAAAGCCUCCAGAAGUAUCCAGAUAUCUCAGCCAGCUGAAGGACUCUCAUGCUAGCCACCCAUUCAUGAGAGACUACCGCAAGGAGAAUGAGUUUGACAGGCUGGCUCAGCAGUAUUCCAUGAUGGUGAAGUCAUAGGUUAUGCUGUGGUUGACUUGCCAAAGUUAUCUGAGUAAAUGCAUUUGUGACUUUGUUGCUAAAAUGUUUAGAAUAAGGCUCCUGAAGGGCUGAAGUGUUGGUAAAUAUUUUAGUAGAUGUAUGUGUAGUUUCCAUUGGGAUGCCAAUUUGGUGGUGUAUGCUUUGCUUUGCUUCAUUCUUUAGUCAAUACAAGAAAUGAAUAUGU